Sclerotinia trifoliorum is the source of this 1271-nucleotide messenger RNA. The record is from the annotation of a GenBank genome assembly. Lineage: Eukaryota; Fungi; Ascomycota; Leotiomycetes; Helotiales; Sclerotiniaceae.
GACCUCUCUAGCCCCACAUUUUUACCCCUCCAAAAUUUUACAGUAUCACGUUCCUUGAAAAUAACUUCGAAUAUCAACAAUGGAGAACACAGACGAAGACGAUAUUCCGUAAGCUCACUACGAUUACAAAAAUAUCCCCGAGACGUCACUAACGAAACUACUGAAAGCGUUCUAUCGGGCUCAGCGCUGGAUGCACUGAAAGAGUUUUACGCAGAUCGAGAUGCGCAUCAGCAGAAAUUCGAAGCCUUGAAGCAGCGGGCUGAAGAUCAGGCUGAUGGUGUUCCAUUGACUAUGGAUGCCUUUGCUGAGGAUUGGAAUGAAUCGCAAUUUUGGGUCAGUUUUCUUGAAUUCGGUUAUUCUGUUUGAAAUUUUGAGGUUGGGGGCUGGAAUGCUCAUGAUAUGGAGAUGUAGUAUUCCAAUGAGACAGCUAUAAUUCUUGCGCAGGAACUCCUGACAGAUGCGGUUGCUGAGACGGUUAUUGCGGUUGUCUCGGCUCCGAGUGUUUUUAUUCAGUUGAAGAAUAUUGUUGUAAGUUCAGUUCGUAGGUUGUGAUGCACGUGUGUGGACAAGAAGAUUAACAUUUGGAAGGCAGGGUGGCCGGUGGAUAAGAGGCCAAACCUUCAUUUGUUGGAGUUUGAUGAGAGGUUUGGGGUUUUUCCUGAGUUUAGCUUCUAUGAUUUUAAUAAUCCCUUGAAGCUUCCUUGUGAGUUCUACAAGCGCUUGGGUUGACGUGCGGCUGGACUUUUACUGAUAGGUAGGAAGCGCAUUUGAAGGGGUGUGCUGAUCGUGUUAUUUGCGAUCCGCCAUUUUUGAGCGAGGAGUGCCAAACUAAAGGUAUAUAAUCAUUUGGUUCGUGGAUGUGGUUCUUAGCAUACUAAGUUGAAUUUUCUAGCAUCUCUAACUAUUCGAUGGCUGUCAAAGUCAUGGGGUCAAAACGAAUCGUUGAUGUCAUGGGGUCAAGAACAAUCUGCGUCGCCGUCGAAGCUCAUCGUAUGUACCGGUGAGCGUGUAGGAGAUAUUGUGAAUAAGCUUUAUCGACCGUAAGUAUUCAUUUCUAUAUUGGUGGCAUAUUAACUCAUAUAAAAUAGACAAGGUAUUGCAACUACGACUUUUCUUCCUGUACACGCGAAGGGGUUGAGUAAUGAGUUCUUUUGUUUCGCGAAUUUUGAAUGCGAACACUGGACGUGGAGAAAGCCAGAAGAGAAGUAGUAUACGAAUGGCUAAAAGAGUAUCUUAUUUCCAUGAUAGAAGAAUCAGGUACAUUCAAAGAG